This is a messenger RNA of Coprinopsis cinerea okayama7#130, 1378 nucleotides long. Its product is annotated as glucosylceramide synthase. NCBI's taxonomy places the organism in Eukaryota, Fungi, Basidiomycota, Agaricomycetes, Agaricales, Psathyrellaceae. The coding region runs from base 83 to 1378 and encodes 431 amino acids. Gene Ontology annotation, biological process: glucosylceramide biosynthetic process. Gene Ontology annotation, molecular function: ceramide glucosyltransferase activity. The record is from RefSeq and is a predicted model, not a curated record. The transcript has 3 exons. Gene Ontology annotation, cellular component: membrane.
CCGGCGUUGUCGGCAGGCCCAUCUAUUGCCAGCAAAUCCCUCCUCGCUUUCACCUAGCCUAACGACCUAUACGACCUUUACGAUGCCUUCAUUAGAAGUAGAUGACGAUCUCCGCAACACUCUUUCUUUCGGGUUCGCGAUAGCCGGGUUGGUCUGGUACUCCGUGUUGUGGUGUAUAGGCCUAUUGGGUGCCGUGGCAGCAUACCGCAGAUACCGCAAUCGCCCGAUAUAUGUCGACUAUACGCCCGCAAGGGAAGCGCCCGGUGUAUCGAUCUUGCGGCCCUUGAAGGGACUUGACCCCAACCUCUACACGAACCUGGAAUCCACCUUCCGACAAAAUUACCCAAACUUUGAAAUUCUCUUCUCUGUCGCUGAUGCAAAGGACCAAGCCAUUCCGGUCGUCCAGGAGCUGCUGCAGCUCUACCCGGACGUCAAGGCUCAAAUCGUAGUUGGCGAGGAGGUUGUGGGGGUGAAUCCCAAGGUUAACAACCUCGUGCGGCCGUAUCGAAUGGCAGCCCACGAUAUCGUCUGGGUACUCGAUUCCAAUGUCUCCACCGACCCUGGUACCCUUUCCCGAGCUGUCGAAGCACUCACAUCUCCCCGAAAUACUUCCAAACGCCGAAUAGGCGUGGUGCACCACAUCCCGUUUGUCGAAUCGACCACAGCGUAUUGGGGCUCCCGCAUAGAGGCCGCCUUCCUAAACACAUUCCACGCAAAGAUGUACAUCGCUAUUAACACCGUCGCCAUUGAAUCUUGCGUUGUCGGCAAAUCAAACCUCUAUCGACGGUCGGACGUAGAUCGUGUCAAUGGGACUUUAAAGCCUAUUGAUCCCAUGGACCUCGACGAAGGACGAGUGAAGAGAGGGUUCCCGUCGUUUGGACGGUUCUUGGCAGAAGACAACAUGAUUGCCAGCGCUCUAUGGCACGAACUUGGACUACGACACGACCUCUCGACGGAUGUUGCUUACAACGUCGUUGGGAACAUGACGAUCUGGGAUUAUGUUUGGAGACGAGUUCGAUGGCUUCGCGUUCGCAAGCGAAUGGUUCUGGCAGCGAACCUGGUGGAGCCAUUCACCGAGUCCAUCAUGCUCUCCAUCAUUGGCAGUUCCAGUGGCAAGUAUCUGUUCGGGAUCCCAAGGGUGUUAUUCAUGGCUGUACACUUUGUCCUAUGGUUUCUUGUGGACAUCAGUGUCUACAAGUCACUGGCAGAUCGGGUACCCGUUGUGAUUGAUCGAUAUUUUGUCGUGGCUUGGCUAUUGAGGGAGGUGGCGAGUCUUCCAAUCUGGAUCUUUGGAUUCUUCGGAAAUACAGUCGUGUGGAGGGGUCAACGGUAUCGGAUGCUUCGCAAUGGAGAGGUAGCGUUGGCUUCGAGCAAAUAG